AAAUCCUCGGAGCUUUCUUGGAUGUUAUAAGGUGCAAGGUGGGAUAGGAGGAGUGCUAAAGGGCUUGGUGAACCUCCAAACUCUCAUCAUCUCAGGGCUCAGGAACGUGGUCAACAUAGAGGAUGCCAGGGAUGCCGGUCUUAAACAUAAGCAUAAACUUAAGGAGUUGUUUCUAUAUUGGAAUGCGAUCAAUUGCAAAAAUGAUCCACAUCAUGACAAAUUACUACAUCUAGAAGCUUUUUCAGAGAAAAAUAAGGAUGUCCCAAUGGAUGAAAAAAGGGAGGAAGCCAUGCUCGAGUAUCUCCAACCUCACGCCAACCUCCAAAUUUUGUCUAUACAAGGGUAUGGUGGUUCCAAGUUUCCAGAAUGGGUAGAAGAUCCUUUCUCCUUUGCAUCACUUAAAGAAAUCACUGUAAGGAAUUGUGAAAAAAUAAGAUCUCUUGCUCUAUACAUUCAUGACUCUCUUGGAAAUCUGGAUGCACCCAUAUCAAAACCCAUGCUUAAGAGGGUGCACAUUUCUGGUUGUCGGCAACUCACAUCCAUAGCAGGGCUGCAUCAUCUUCACUCGCUUAAAGAUCUGAAGAUAUACAAUUGUCCUCAACUCCGGCUCUUAUCAGAGGAAGGACUGCUACCCAAUGUUCGAUAUUUGCAUAUCGAGGAGUGCCAGCAAUUGACAUCGUUGAGGGGGAUGCAAUACCUUGCUUCUCUCAAUAAAUUAAGUAUAAAAGAUUGUGCUAGACUUCAGAUCAUGGCAGAAGAUCUGCUCUCAUCAAUGCCUGACGAAGUGGAAAUUGUUGAUUGCCCUGGAUUGAGUAACUGGUGCCAAAUACAAAGAAUCAACUGCAUUGAGGUUGCUUCAGGCAACAAGCUCACUACAUCGAACACAUGGGAUAACGUAAUGCAUGGGUUUGACGAUUUGACAUCCGUUGAGCAUCUUUAUUUCGGUAAUCAUUGGAGAUUUUUUCUGCGAAGAGACUCCAUACCCAUACUUGAAGAGCUGACCAUAUGGGGUUGCACGGACAUCCCACCACUAUUUUUCCUGCCACGGCUCACAUCUCUUCGAAGCUUGGUCAUAAAGGACUGUCCUGGAAUCCACUGCCUGCCAUCUUAUCUGCUCCCAUCCACACUCCAGUCCUUGGUGGUUGAUAAUUGUGAGGACCUAAUAUUUUUGCGAUUGGCACAGGAGAACCUAGAUGCAUUUGAGGAGCUGCAGCUUAUGAAUUGCCCUAAGCUCGAACGGGUGGAAGGGGUGAAUUGCCUUUUCUUCACAAAAAUCUUAAGAAUAGAACGAUGCCCUCAACUCCAGCUUCCAUAAGAUGAUCGACAGCCAUCUAUUUCUCCACAUGUCGAAAUUGCAGAGGAAGUAGAGAACAAAGAGACAAUUGAUGAUGGAACCCAGGAGAAACAAGUGCCAAACUUAUACUCUCUCUUCCUUUCCGUAAGAAGCCCUCCUCAAUUGGUCAAUCUUGUGAGCAAUCCACCUCGGCAAUUCAAAGAUCGAUAUAAGGUGGGAAGGCAAUGCCAAGAGCACCACAUUAAUCAAAGCGAUCCAUCCAGCCCAAGAGGGUAGUUUUCCUUUCCAAGUUGUAAGCCUAGUACUCAAUUUUUCGAGUAACGGCAUCCAACAGUGCUUAGGUAGCUUUUUAUCAAACAAAGAAAAGCCCAAAUAGGUGAACGGAAGAGAACAAAUCUUGCAGUUCAUUAUCAAAGCAAAA
Messenger RNA from Phoenix dactylifera (date palm), 1715 nucleotides. The record is from RefSeq and is a predicted model, not a curated record. Lineage: Eukaryota; Viridiplantae; Streptophyta; Magnoliopsida; Arecales; Arecaceae.